This is a messenger RNA of Condylura cristata (star-nosed mole), 2039 nucleotides long. It is a transcript of the gene GGT1, whose product is annotated as gamma-glutamyltransferase 1. The transcript is spliced from 14 exons. Gene Ontology annotation, molecular function: glutathione gamma-glutamate hydrolase. Lineage: Eukaryota; Metazoa; Chordata; Mammalia; Eulipotyphla; Talpidae. Gene Ontology annotation, biological process: regulation of immune system process; peptide modification; glutathione catabolic process. The record is from RefSeq and is a predicted model, not a curated record. Bases 181 to 1881 code for a protein of 566 amino acids. Gene Ontology annotation, cellular component: plasma membrane.
UCCACUGACGCCACCCCCAGGGAAUAGGAACAAGCCAGGAGACAAGAGGAGGCUGUGUGGUUAAGGUGUCUCUCUGGAGCAGAUUCUGGGGCCACAGACUCCUGCAGAGUGUGAGGGAGACCCCACUCAUCUUACCAGCCCUUUCCGUCGCCCAUCUCGCGUGGCCACCUCCCCAGAGCCAUGAAGAAGAGGGGCCUUGCGCUGGUCCUGGUGUCCGUGGUCCUGGUGUUCCUCAUCAUCGGCCUGUCCCUCUGGCUGCCCUCCUCCAAGUCACCCGACCACGUGUACCCCAGGGCGGCUGUGGCUGCUGAUGCCAAGCACUGCUCCGAGAUUGGGAGGGAUGCACUGCGGGAUGGCGGCUCAGCAGUGGACGCUGCCAUCGCGGCCUUGUUGUGUGUUGGGCUCAUGAACGCCCACAGCAUGGGCAUUGGCGGUGGCCUGUUCCUCACCAUCUACAACAGCAAGACGCGAAAAGCUGAAGUGAUCAAUGCCCGGGAGGUGGCCCCCGAGCUGGCCUCUCCAAACAUGUUCAACAACUCAGACCAAUCCCAGGAAGGGGGCCUGUCGGUGGCAGUUCCUGGCGAGCUCCGAGGCUAUGAGCUGGCACACCAGCGGCAUGGACGGCUGUCCUGGGCGCGCCUCUUCCAGCCCAGCAUCCAGCUGGCCCGCCAGGGCUUUCCUGUGGGGAAGGGCUUGGCGGCCGCCCUGGAGAGAAGCCGCGCUGUCAUUGAGCGACAACCCGAGCUGUGUGAGGUGUUCUGCCGGGAUGGGAAGAUUCUGAAGGAGGGGGACACGGUGACCAUGCCGAAGCUGGCCGACACGUAUCAGACACUGGCCACGGAGGGUGCCCGGGCCUUCUACAAUGGGAGCCUCACAGCCCAGAUUGUCAAGGACAUCAAGGCAGCUGGGGGCAUUGUGACCAUCAGGGACCUGAACAGCUACGCUGCCGAGGUUAUUGAGCCGCUGAAUAUCAGCCUCGGGGAUGUCCAGCUCUAUGUGCCCAGUGCCCCCCUCAGCGGGCCCGUGCUAGCCCUCAUCCUCAACAUCCUCAAAGGAUACAACUUCUCCCCGGCGAGUGUGGAGACUCCUGAGCAGAAGGGUCUGACGUACCACCGCAUCGUGGAAGCCUUCCGGUUUGCCUAUGCCAAGAGGACCCUGCUUGGGGACCCCAAGUUUGUCAAUGUGACUCAGGUGGUCCGCAACAUGACUUCUGAGUUCUUUGCUGCCCAAAUCCGGGCCCGGAUCUCCGAUGACACCACGCACAUGACCUCCUACUAUGAGCCUGAGUUCUACACGCCCAACGAUGGGGGCACUGCCCACCUGUCAGUGGUCUCGGAGGAUGGCAGUGCCGUGUCAGCCACCAGCACCAUCAACCUCUACUUUGGUUCCAAGGUGCGAUCACCCGUCAGUGGAAUCCUGUUCAAUGAUGAAAUGGAUGACUUCAGCUCCCCUAACAUCACUAACCAGUUUGGGGUACCCCCCUCACCAGCCAACUUCAUCAAGCCAGGGAAGCAGCCUCUGUCAUCUAUGUGCCCAGCCAUCCUCGUUGGCCAGGAUGGCCAGGUCCGCAUGGUGGUGGGCGCCUCCGGGGGCACACAGAUCACCACAGCCACUGCACUGGCCAUCAUCAAUAACCUGUGGUUUGGCUACGAUGCAAAGAAGGCAGUAGAGGAGCCCCGGCUUCACAACCAGCUCCUGCCCAAUACCACCACGCUGGAGAAAGACAUUGACCAGGCCGUGGUUACAGCCUUGAAGACCCGGAACCACUACACGGACAUCAGGUCUACCUUUAUUGCCGUGGUGCAGGCCAUCACCCGCUCGGCUGGUGGCUGGGCAGCCGCCUCAGACUCCAGGAAAGGCGGGGAGCCGGCUGGCUAUUGAGUACCCAAGGGACAAGAAAGCUGACCGGCAACACAGGAAUAAGAUGCCCCUCAGGGCCAGAGUGGGACUUUGGGAAUGUGCUUCCCCUGUUGGUGACAAAGAAGUGCAAUAAAUGGGGGCUGCAGUGCCAGGCUCUGGCAGCCUUGCUGGUUCCUGGC